Triticum dicoccoides is the source of this 1142-nucleotide messenger RNA. RefSeq lists its product as uncharacterized. The record is from RefSeq and is a predicted model, not a curated record. The transcript has 2 exons. NCBI's taxonomy places the organism in Eukaryota, Viridiplantae, Streptophyta, Magnoliopsida, Poales, Poaceae. Bases 210 to 653 code for a protein of 147 amino acids.
CCAAGUACAUCCAUUGGCCACCCACCCACCCCACACACGACCUCCACCCCCACUACACUCCACUCCGCGAGUAGCUAGCUAGCAAGAGAGUCCCAGCUGCCACUGCUCCUCUCCUAGAGGCACUCAGGCGAGCUACUCUGCCUGCGGCGGCCUGCCGGCGCGCGGGGAGGGGGAGUUGGCCGGCCAGUGGGGGCGCGUGAGGACAAUGCAUGGCAUGUGUUAACAUGUACAACCCGGAGCACCACCAGUCGUCCUUCAUGGCGCCGCGGAUGUCCUUCUCCAGCGACUUCGCGCUGGAGCCGCCGCCCGCGUCGGCGCCGUCGGCGCGCGGGCCCGGGGACGCCGACUUCGAGUUCUCCGUCGGCAGCCGCCCCAUGAUGGCCGCCGACGAGCUCUUCUCCAAGGGCCGCCUCCUGCCGCUCCGGGAGGCCCCGCACGGCCAGAGCGGCCGGCCCACGACGCUGCGCGAGGAGCUGCGCACCGACGACCGCCACGGGCGCGCGCCCCGCGCGCCCAACAUCCGGUGGAAGGAGCUGCUCGGCUUCAAGAAGGCGAACAAGAAGGCCGCGGCCGCAGCCGCCGACGCCGGCGCCAGCACGUCGUCGGCCGAGGCCCACACGGAUCUUGGAGGUCACGGAGGCACGAGAGAGUGAAGCAGCGAGCGCUCAUUCACCAAACGAGACGGGGGCAUGGUUAGGCAACUAGUUUGUGUGAUUGGGUGGUGAUUUGCCUUUCAGCUUCACGUCCAUCACCUACCCGCGGUGAAGAUGGAUCUGCCAGGAACCCAACAUCCAUCAGCGCUUCAUUGGAGAAGCAGCAAGCAAAUUGAAGCUGUAGCUAGCUCUGGAGGCCAUGCAUGCAUGAAUGUGCAUUUCAUUUUACUGCCUGCUGCUUGUUACCCUUUUUUGUUAUUAUUAUUAUUAUUUCGGUGUAGUAAAAGGGAAUUUUUGCUCCUGCUUUAGCUCUUGGUCUGGUCGUCGACGGGUGGUUCCAUUGCAUCGCAUGUAGAUGUAGUAGUAGUGGUCAAGGUAACUCCUCUCUAGUCUCUAGUCUCUAGUCUCUAGUCUAGGUGUGGCUCUGAAUGUUUUGUAUCGGAGGAAGGUGCCAGUUAAAUGCAGUAGCAGUAUUUAUUUUUUCUCACA